Molecule: messenger RNA, 5656 nt
Organism: Xyrichtys novacula (pearly razorfish)
Lineage: Eukaryota; Metazoa; Chordata; Actinopteri; Labriformes; Labridae
Source: the annotation of a GenBank genome assembly
AGAGAUCCUUGGACAGACCCACAGGAGAAGAGUCAGUUUUCCAGCUUUGGUAACUUGGAUGUUAUUAAUUUAUUCUAAUUUUUAAUGAGAUUUAUUUUAUGAGACGUCGUUUUUUUGCUUGAUGUAGAGCCCAGGACCACUUUGGAUUUGGGAAAAAGCAGCCACUUCCUAAACUCCAUCUGAUCCUUGAACAUGUGAUUUUUGAAAUGAGUGAGUCAACUUUUUGACAUCAGUGCAUCUGGGGAGCUGCAGCCACAUACUGCAGCAGGACAAAGACAAUCCUGAGCACUGGUCAGCCGAUAAAGUAAGUUCUGAGCUUUGAUUGAUCUCCAGGUUUGACCACAGACUGAUAUUUACCUCCUCUGUUUGUGAUACUCAAAGUUGGUCAAAAAAUCACUUUACUUUUCUUUAUUUUGAAAUUACAUCAUAUGACUCAAUGAGAAAGUUUUAAGAGGAGAUAUUUGUGACCAUUGUCAAUAUUUACCCAUUUGACUCCAUGUGUUUAUGGUGUUGACCGUGGUUGUUGUGGCUGGAUUCAGAGCCUGCUCUUCUGUUGACUGUGAGACAGUUGUGUGUUGAUCCUGGCUGGUUGAUGUUGACUGUUGUCCCCCCAAUGUUGACCUGCUAAUAAAUUCCAGCAAGGGGGCAAAGUGUGUGCCUUUACUUUGAAAGAAACAUCUGGGGACCCACAACACCAACACAGUUUCAUUGAAUGCAAAGUUUUUCACAUUUUUAACCUUGCGUGGUUUUUCCUCAAAGAAUUGUCUCCUCUGCUACCAGGGGGGGUCCUCGGGAGUCAAGCACAUCCAUGGAGAAGACACUAACAGUGGGCCUGACUCUUUUCUUAACACUCUGUCUGAACAUACCAGGAGCUGGAGGACUGAAAGAUGCUCCACGCGGCGAGGAUACCCAGAAACGUUCCUCAAGAUCUUCAGACAAUAAAGGAGGCCGUUGCUCCUACACUUUUAUUGUCCCGCAGCAGAAACUGACAGGCGCUCUGUGUUUGAACACACAGUCUGUGACCACCAACCACUCAGAGGUGGCGGCACUGCGGUUGGAGCUCAAACGGCAGCAGGAGCAGAUGGAGAAGCUCCAGGGCCAGCUGGAGCAGGAGGGGUCCCUUGCAAUGGAAGUUAGGGCCCUACGUAAAGAGAGCAGCAACAUGAAUUCACGCAUCGCACAGCUCUACGCCCAGCUGCUGCAUGAAGUCAUGCAAAAGAAAGACCAGGCUUUGGAGCAGCGGCGGGUGGAGAACCUCCUGUUAAAUGCCACAACACAGGUAAGCAGAGAAGUAUUGAUGCCACAGUCAAGAUAAAUAACUCCAAAUCACUAUCAAACUCUUCUCUACAUUUGCUGGUGCAACAGGCUCUGCAGGUGUCCAGCAACUACAGGGAGCUGGAGAAGAAAUACGGAGCCCUCACCUCCAUGAUGAGCUCUCAAAACCAGUUUAUCGCUCGCUUGGAGAAGCAGUGCCAGUGCAGAGACUCCGCACAGUCUUCUCUCGUAGGGAACAAGAUGUACAUUUUGUUCUAAUGCGGAGUUUUCACACAACAGCUGACAAUGAUGUGUUAUUUUUGUAUCUGUCUGGACAGGUGACGACUGAACCGCCACAGAGCCAGUCUAAUGUACAUCCAAAUUACAGCUCUGACGCCAAGGAAAUGACCAACGAUGUUCAAAGGGACCAAAGUGCUCCACCACCACAGAAAGAAACAACCGCACAGUCCCUCCCCAGCACUACAGCCAGCACUCCUACAGAUCUUCCUUUCAUUAGUUUCCCUGUCACAAAGACUCCAGGUAAUGCAGUGUAACGCUGCAGAGAUACUUGAUGAGACUUGAACCCGUGUGUAUGAAAGCAUCUAUCUUCUGUCAGAGUUAUUUAGCUGCUCAGAUAAGCCGAAGCUGAAGGAGUCAGUGACCUGCUGGCUGGAGCUCUAUCUCUCUGGGAACUCCUAAACAAUGUCAGACUCAGCUCACAGUUUUUAUCGGGAUACCGAGCACGUGGUUUUAAAUGUUCCUGCUGCUGUAAAACUUGAACAGCCUGAUUGCUUACAUUUAUAAAGCAGAAGAUUUCAGCUGUCCCGCUGACAAAUCAGCACUUUAGUGACUCCACAGUAUGUGUCACUUCCUCUUUAAUCUAAUGAAAGAACAUGCAUUGCUACAUCUUGAUGUGGACAUGGCUAAGACUGACUGGGCUCUCACUUGUCAGGGAAAGUCAUUGAUCAUUGUGUAAGAAACUCCCUGAGUGUUUACAGUUUCCCCGUGUAGACCCCUCAGUUUAUCUUAUCACCUUGGAAUGAGACACUGACCCUGAAAGCUGAACAAAAAGAAUUUCAAACUCUCUAUAAACAUUUAAACUGCCCAAGCUGUACUGAAAAUUGAGCAAAACUGAUGCAUUUGACACAAACAAGAUCUGUAGAAACAAAAAACAUGAAAAAGAGAAAUCCAAUUUGAGAAAACAAUGACAAGUUUAUAACAUCAAGAGUCAUGACACAUCCUUAACACGUCUUAGAUUUAGAUUAUUAUAAUGUAAGAUCUUAUUUUUUACGUAAUAGAGUCCAAAAAAAUUGGAUGGCUCUCCAUCUGAAAUAUAUCUGCAGUAGGAAAAUUCUGAGGCGACCAAUUUCUAAGCUAUUUCAUCAAAUUCUAAAUAAGUCAAACCGUUUUGAAAACACUCUGGCACAACUUCAUAGACACAGGAUUACAGAGUCUGCAAUGUCACAUAGUUUGCAGGAUGUGGCGAGUCUGACUAGAAGCAACACACCACCAUGUGGUCCCCUGUUUAGGCUGCCAACCACAUGCUGAGGCAGUGAUGCAUAUUUCCAUUGAAGUAAUAAAAUUAUGUACCUGUAUAACUAGACACAACUGCUGUCUGCACUUCCUGGAUCAAAAGUGCCAAAAUGUGCCACAAGACCAGAUUCAAUCAGUCAUCUGUGCUGAGUUACAUUAAAGUGGAGGAUAGCAUUAUGGCCUAGAUGAAUGGCAGGUGGUCAUGUACAACAUAACAUAGUCAUUUGUUUACCAGACACGUUAUUCUGUUGCUUUUCGAGUUAGUGUAUCAAAGUUCACUUGUUUUAAUGUUCACUGACUAAUAAUGUUAGCUGACUUUUUUUUUCUGGGUUUGCCUCUUUGCAUGACAAUUCGUGGUCUUUACUGCAGCAUAUUACGCCCACAUUCACAACGCAUGAACAGAGGAAGGAAGGGCAAGAAUAUGAGACAGCAAACCUGGCCUCUAGAUGAAAAAGAACAGGGUGUAGCAAACACUGAUUAUAACGCAAGUUGCAAGAUAAGCAAAAAGUCUUUAUACAUGAGUGAAUUUAUCCUACAAUCUUUAAAAAGGUGCAACAAUAACAGUUCAAGAACAAAGUUUCAUUAACUGGUUUGACUCCCUCAACAUGUUAAAUUUGCAUUUCAACGUUGUAAAUAUGCAAAUGCAUUUGGUGUUAUGACUCACUUUCAUAUGCAUCUCUCUCAUUUCAGGCCCGUGGAGGGACUGCCAGCAUGUACUGGAAUCAGGUGAGACCACAAGUGGAAUUUACCUACUGCGCCCACAGAGCGCAAACCGCCUCCUGCAGGCCUGGUGCGAGCAGAGCCAGGCUCAGGGAGGCUGGACAGUCAUCCAGAGGAGACAGGAUGGGUCGGUCAACUUCUUCAGGACUUGGGAGCAGUACAAGGUGAUUCUACACACCUCAAGUCUACAAUAACAGUCUGAUCCUCUGUAUGAGAGUCUACAGCCAUGCUGCGGUGGCUAAUGUAAGAGUGCUGACUUGAUGUUUGCAGCUAUAAUGUUGGUCUAAGGGGAAAGUUGGUCAUAUUUAUCCUCUGGGUGGAAUAAAUGACCUGUCUGCUCCAAUUUUGGAGCUAAUUCAUCCAGUGUUGGGAUGUUUUAUUAGAUAAACAAACUACACCUCCCUCACUGUGGGUGAAGUUAAAGGAUCAGCAAAAGUCAGACAGAUUUAUCCUCAGGAGAACACGAAUGAUUGUCUAGGUCAAAACAGUGCAGAAAACAGCAGCUGUGGCGCAGUGAUCGGAUGAUUUUGUGGCUGAUAAAUGACAUAAAAAUUGAUUAAAAAAACAUAAACUGCAUUCUUACUCUCAGAUUAAACUAGCGUGUUUCUAUUUUGCAGCAAGGCUUUGGGAACCUAGAUGGGGAGUACUGGCUUGGCUUGGAACAUCUCUACUGGUUAACUAAACAGGCCCAGUAUAAGCUGAGGGUGGUUCUGGAGGACUGGCAGGGCCGGCAGGUGUUUGCUGAGUAUGACAGCUUCCAUUUGGAACCAGAGAGUGACUGGUACCGACUGCGGUUAGGACAGUACCAGGGCAGCGCGGGGGACUCCCUCUCAUGGCACAACAACAAAGCUUUCACGACUCUGGAUCGAGACAAGGAUAGCUAUUCAGGUCUGCUCCUUCAAUCCUUCAGAUGGUUCGCUCUCUGUUUGUGUUUAGAUCACUUCAUUUGAUGAGUCUGUUCUUCGCUUUGGUUCCAGGUAACUGUGCUCAUUACCAAAAGGGAGGCUGGUGGUACCACAUGUGCGCUCACUCCAAUCUGAACGGUGUGUGGUAUCGAGGUGGACACUAUCGCAGCCGCUAUCAGGACGGGGUCUACUGGGCGGAGUUCCACGGAGGGUCUUACUCUCUGAAACGAGUUUCCUUGAUGAUCAAACCCACAUAACACAAUUCUGUUCUGAAAAUGUCAGGAACAAAAGUCCUAUAGUUUAUGUAUAAAGAGUAGACAUCACCAUAAACUCUAUACAGUAGGCUGAUGCACUGACAGGAAUAGUGCAUGUCCCAAGUGUGGAGCAAUUUAAUGAAUCAACAAUACACAAUGUUGUAUUUGUGUGCCGAACACUACAGAAGAUUAUUCCUGACACUAAGGAGUUUAAAAAUAAGGAUCAGCAUCAUGUUAUAACUUGCAAAAAGAUAUUUUCAUGCAAGAGCAUAAAAUGUUGAGUAUUAUAAUAGAAAAACUUCUCACAUUUUGACAUAUUCUUGAAGAUUAUGCCUAAUAACAGCAUUUGGUUGAAUUCUACUGUGUUUCGAUUUAGCUUUUAUUGCAAAAACAAUAUAAAAUGUCACUUUGUAUAGUGUGAGAUAUCUUUUAAUAAUGAAAAUAAUAAUCAUUUCAUGUAGUAACAUGAAACUGAUCCUUACUUUGAUACUCCAGACUGGCAGCGAUACAUUACACAGAGCGGUCCAGGGAAAAAAAGUACAUUUUGUCUUAGUUUCAGUUUCUUCCUCAUGUCAGAGGGUGCACGCUGAAAACAGACCAGCUGUAAUAGUGAUGAAGAUCUGAUAGUAUAGCUGAAUAGAUGCUUUUCCACCAAAACACUAAAUGCACCAUGUGGAAGAUGAUUUUUUAUUUGUAUGAUAUUUUUACUGUUUUUUCAUAUUUAUAUUUUUCAAUAUGAUCAACGGUCCACAUUCAGGUUGUUAGCGGGCUGCGUUUGGUCCACAGGCCACAUAUUGAACAACCCUGCUGUACAGUGUUUGGUUUGUGCAUCUGGCUUUUCUUUACAUCUCCAUCAGAGACCAGCUAAUGCCUGUAAAAUUGAAGCAGUUUGUUGGAUUGAUAUGUUUUAUCCUAUUCUGCUCUGUUUUUGAUAGAAUUUGAUGUUUGUCAUUUUGCAAUGUAUGUUUCAAUAAACAAUACCAAAUAAGA